Labrus mixtus (cuckoo wrasse) is the source of this 10856-nucleotide messenger RNA. It is a transcript of the gene usp31, whose product is annotated as ubiquitin specific peptidase 31. The transcript is spliced from 16 exons. The record is from RefSeq and is a predicted model, not a curated record. Gene Ontology annotation, molecular function: cysteine-type deubiquitinase activity. The coding region runs from base 885 to 4754 and encodes 1289 amino acids. Gene Ontology annotation, biological process: protein deubiquitination. Lineage: Eukaryota; Metazoa; Chordata; Actinopteri; Labriformes; Labridae.
UAAUGCAAGUUCUUAAAUAAUAGCAUUUCGAAUGGAUUUCUCGCAUUAAACAUGGUUGGCUAUGUCAAUAAAUAAACUACUUAAAUUAAAUAGGGUUUAGUUUAACUAUUUUUUUUUGUACCGGUUGCUGUUUUAACUCCAGUCCAGCAGGUGGCGAUGAUGUCGAUGUAAACCAGCUUACCACUUUCCAACACAAACAUGAAGAAAAAGAAGAAGAAGAAGAAGAAGAAGAAGAAGUAAAACGAUUCUGCUUUUUUGGUAGCUUAGCCCUGCUGAGGCUUCAAAUACUUUGACAAGUGCGGUUAACCAAACUUGGGACACACUGUCUGCUUAACUGCUGCCACCUGCGAACCAUGGCGGACUAUGAGUUUCUGCUGGACGUAGACAGUCCGGGCGUCCAGGACUGUUGUUGUGUCUGUCGCUCGUGUUGUUAUUGUAGCUGGCGCUAGCGUUAGCUCCGUUAGCUGAUACUGCUGUCUUCGCUCUCAGCAUAACCCGACAUUGAUUCAUUGCAGCGGGGCUGUAAACCGCAUAAACAAGGUAACUCUGGAGCAACUUAACCCAGCUAUGUCUUUGUUCCCGCUAUAUAUUCCUUUCGUAAUUGGCCACGGCCAGUAUUUAAGGCAAGAUUGUAAUGUUAGAUAUGCUCACAUUAAUUGACACUUCGAUUUAAAUUAUGCUUAACUCUGAGAAAGACCUUUUAGUAAAAUGCUCCUCUUAACUAAGGUGAGCUAAUAAACCCAAUGCUGUCAGCGUGUAACUUCAGCCAGAUGGCGUCAAUGCUGUCUACAUGGUUAAAGCUGAGCCGCAAGUAGCAGCCGGUGAUCUGGCUUCGCCUCUUCACGACACAUCUGUGCGAGAAGUCCGGCCGUGAAAGCGAAAUCAUGUCUUGCAAAGCCGCAACCAAGGACAAGAAGUCGAGUUUCAGCAAGAAGCUGUUCAGGCGAGGCUCUGUGCGCUCCGUGGGCAGUUUCAUGAGCAGAGUCCUGAGAACCCUCACAGCGUUAUCCCACUUUGGAUCUGAGGUGCCAACUGAGGAGGACAAAGAUGACGGGGGCUUCUCCACUUUCAAAUCCGGAAGCAAAGACGUGCCCAUGGAUGAUGGGGACCUGGGGGGUUUCCUGUCUCGAGAGAAGAUCCCUGGAGUGUCAGGUCUGAAAAACCACGGGAACACCUGCUUCAUGAACGCCAUUCUGCAGUGCCUCAGCAACACUGAACUCUUUGCCGAGUACCUCGUCUUGGAGCACUACAAAGACGAGGAGCUGGAUGAGGAUAAGCCCAAGACAAAUGGUCUGCUCCUGCAGAAGAAGGGCCCUCUCAGCAAAGGAGAGGUCACGGAGCAAUUGUCAGGACUUGUGCGGGCUUUAUGGACCUUUGAGUACACCCCCCAGCAUAGCAGAGAUUUCAAGAAUGCUGUGUCGAAAAAUGCCACCCAGUUUAAAGGGCACGCUCAGCAUGAUGCUCAAGAGUUUCUACUGUGGCUGCUGGACAGAGUGCACGAAGACCUCAACACAGUCAACCCAAGUAGCAGGCCUGCUAUAAAGCCACCUAUUGAAGAGGAUGACCAAAGCUUAGAGGGCCCUUCCCCUCCCCUCUCUGCUGGGUCAUUUGUACAGGAACUUUUUCAAGCGCAGUACAGAUCCUCUCUCACGUGUCCACAUUGCCAAAAGCAGAGCAAUACGUUCGAUCCAUUCCUCUGCAUCUCCUUACCCAUCCCACUGCCACACACACGGCCCCUGUAUGUGACAAUGGUGUACCAGGGGAAGUACUCUCACUGUAUGAGGAUCGGGGUUGCUGUUCCCCUCAACAGCACCGUCUAUCGCCUCAGAGAUGUGGUGUCACGUGAGACAAAGAUCCCUAUGGACCAGUUUGUUUUGACGGAAAUGUACUAUGAUGGAUUUCAUCGAUCAUUUUGCGAUGACGACGACGAUCUCGACAUUAUUCAAGAGAGCGAUUCCAUAUUUGCCUUUGAGACACCGGAGACCUUCAAACUGGAAAACAUACGCACAAAGAGAGGAAGUCUUCUGGCAAACUUGAAUCACAACAACUUGAAGUACGGGACAGAAAUCAGCAGGACUCCGUCUUUCAUGCAGGGGGCCAUGACUCCUUUAACCGCAUCCCCAAAUAAAAACCUGGGACCAGAAAAAAUCAUUCUUCUGGUGUGCAACAGAGCUUGUUCUGGCCACCAAGGGAAGAGGUUUGGGCUGCCUUUUGUACUAUACAUGGAGCGCACUGUGACCUGGGAUGCUCUGCAGAAAGAGAUCCUGGAGAAAAUGCGUCAUCUGCUCAGGCCUGGCGUCUACAUUCAGGUUGGACCUUUCAGUCUUCGAGUCGUAGGCGUUGUUGGUAUCACCUACCUCCUUCCUCAAGACGAGCGCCCACUGUGUCAUCCCACUGUUGAUAGAGCAUACAAGUCCUGUGGACAGGGAGGGCCCCCACAUGUGAAGAUAGUGGUGGAGUGGGACAAAGAGACCAAGGACUAUCUGUUUGGACACACUGAGGAGGAGUACAUUCCUGAUGCUGAGAGUGUGUAUCUGCACAGGGAGCAACAUCAUCAGCCACAGGCCUGCACCCUCUCUCAGUGCUUCCACCUCUACACUAAAGAGGAGCAGCUGGCCCCAGACGAUGCCUGGCGCUGUCCCCACUGCAAGCAGCUGCAGCAAGGCCGCAUCAAGCUCAGCCUGUGGACGCUUCCGGAUGUGCUCAUCCUGCAUCUCAAGAGGUUCAGACAGGAGGGAGACCGCAGGGUGAAGAUGCAGAACAUGGUGAGGUUCCCGCUGAUGGGCAUGGACAUGGCGCCUCAUGUGGUGAAGAGAAGCCAAAGCAGCUGGAGUUUACCCUCCCAUUGGUCGCCAUGGAGACGGCCAUAUGGCCUGGGAAGAAACCCAGACGACUACCUGUAUGACCUGUAUGCUGUGUGCAACCACCAUGGGAACAUGCACGGAGGCCAUUACACAGCCUACUGUAAGAACUCCAUUGAUGGUCAGUGGUACUGCUUUGAUGACAGUGAGGUUUCACCAGUAGCUGAUGAUGACGUGUGCCAGCAGACGGCCUACAUACUGUUCUACCAGAGGAGGACGGCUAUCCCCUCCUGGUCAGCCAACAGCUCUGUUGCUGGUUCCACCAGUUCCUCCCUGUGUGACCACUGGAUCAACAGGUUACCCGGCAGUAGGCCUGCUAGCUUGGCCUCUGGAGCCUCAUCCAGGCGCACCUCUCUGGCAUCAUUGGCAGAGUCUGUAGAGUUUCCAGGAGAACGCAGUGAAGAUGACGGAGGAUUUUCUGUCCGGCCUUUUGUGAGGAGCAUUCAGCGUCAAAGCUCGUCCUCCAGGUCGUCCAUCGCUAGUCCUUUAGCCCUCAGCGACAGUGGGAUGAAACCUUCGUGGUCUCUCUCUGCUAAGCUGCAGAUGAGAUCCAACUCUCCCUCACGUUUCUCCCUCGACUCCCGAUGUUCUCCUCCUCUGGAGAAGAUCGGGGAAGCCUGUGAUGACAAAGUUUCCACGUCCUGCUUUGGCAGCUACAGCAGACACGAGCGCUACUUUGGCAGCAGGACUCCCACGUCCAUGAUGGAAAGCAACUUCAGUGAGCCGGAAAACAGUAAAAGGUUCCUUGACAUGAUGUACUGCAGGGCUCCCACUCCAGUGGACAAGAGGAGCUCCAAAAAUGAGCAUACUGAAAACAACAACCAGAUCACAGCUAUAGACCAAAACAUUCUACCGACCCAAGGUACUCCCUCCAAAGAACAAAAACGCAAGAGCAGCAUCGGAGGAUUCGGCUCAAAAGCAGAAAGCUCGGCAAAGAGUUCCAGCAAAGAGGAGCAGGAAAAAAGCUCCAAAAAACGCUUGUGCUCAACCCAUAAGACCUCCAGUCCUGAGACAUCUUCCGGUACGCCUGUGAAAGGUAAAAAGAUGAGCAAUACUAAAGAGAAGAGUGUAAAUGCCAAGAAUAGCCCAUCUACCCCCAGUGGAACCCCCUCCAAAAGAAAGGAGGCAGCUAAACCUCAGGAGGCAACGCCACAGUACAAGCAAUGUGUCCGCUCCACCCCUCAGUCCUCGGCAUCUCCCUCGCCAACUGCAAAGAAAGCCCCCAGCGUCGCCGAGAAAACUACCGCGAGUAGUCGGAAAAAGAUGGUCGAAAGGAGUUACAGCAGAGAUUCUAUGCACACGAGCCCCCUGGUGGACACCCUCAGGAGCUCGGUCGGCCGCUCUUCGCUGUCCAAGAGCGGAGAAGGCAACCGCACUGACAGGAGAUUUGUGAGGAGCUCCAGCAGCAGCUCUUCUGUCACCAGCCUGCGCUCCCCCAGCGUCUCCACCAGGGACCUGCAGCGCAGCAGCAAAACCGAGGAAAAAGGGUUGUCCUUCUUCAAGAAUGCCCUCCGACAAAGGGAAAGCCGCCGGUCGGCUGACUUGGGGAAAAGCUCCCUGCUCGCCAAGAAGACCUCAGAAAGGACAAGUAAGCAAAACGGGCAAGCCAAGGACGUGGGCGGUGAUAACGGAAAGACGGGAGACGCUGCGUCUUCCAAGACCCCUGCAGAGACUCAAGGGGGUGAUACAAAAUCAACGAAGAAGGAGUCUUUCAAGACCCCCAGCUCUCUCAGCCGCACGCUGUUAAACGUUGGCAAAUCCAAGUCUUCCAUUUCUGAAGUAAGUCUCAAGUCUCCCUCUAAUGGGAAGAAGCCUCCCGAAAGGAUGGCGUCUUUCCAGAAGCUGUCAUCGAGCAUGCAAUCUCCUGCACGUACAACACAGAGGCCUCAAUGACGAUUCAUGCAAGUAACAAUGAGUACUGAACAUAAUGCAGCUUUUUUUUCUUUGUGCCUAUGUUUCAGUGAGCACCAGUGUAUUUGUAAAGAGACAUUUCUUUGAUGAUAUGGUUUUGUUCAACGGCGUCGAAUGCGUAUGCUUUUGAGCUCUGAAUGUUGGCAGCCAGCUCUGAGUCAUUUUUGUUUAACUGGAAAAAAAGAGAGGCCUGUACAUCAUCAUCAUAUUAAGGUGCCAAACAGUUGCCUGGUAUUCUGCCAAAACGUGUUUAAAAGAGGUGCAGAUUGUCUCCAAUUACACCUUGGAGCAUUGGGACUGACUUUGAUAAGGAUGACUGCUUGACAUAUUAGAUGUUUUCUAGCAUGGAGGAUUAAUGAUCCAAGCACAUUCAGCUGUAUGUCACACCCCCUCCGAUUGUGUGUACUUGAGAACUAUUUGACAGCUGACAAAAUUCACAAUUUGAAUCUUGAAUUCCAAUUAUCUUUCCAUCACACAAAUGCUUUUUAUAUCUUUGCAUCGCUGCAAACAGUGAUUUUAGUUUGCAUGUGAAAUAUCUAAUAUAACAAGCGUCCUAUCCUUUUAAAGACACAAAGGGUGUAAGUACGCUGGCUGCCUGUCACAGCAUUUAAAACUCAACAGCAUCAGAAACAAAACUUUAAAAUCAAAGUCCUUUCUCUGGACAAAUACUGAAACUGAGCGCACACACACACACACACACACACACACACACACACACCUAGAAGAGUUUCAUUCCCAAACGAUUGUGGCUGAGCGUUGGCAUUCGUUUUCAUCGAUCAACACACAACCCGUCGGUCCGUCCCUUUCUCUUUCCUUCUCAUGCGUUUGGUAAGAAAGGAGUAAGGCUGGUUUUAGGUAAAGAUGUUCAUAGGAACAAAGACUACAUUUAGAGAUAAGUAAAUUAACGCGUUGUUUCAUGGUGAUGUAAAACAGAACUACAGAUGUGAUGGCGGGUGAUGCUGGACCAAAACAGAAAAAGGUUUUAAGAAUCGGUACACACAUUGUUCUGAAACUUUCCAAUAUUUUCCACUUAUUUUUUCUUCAAUAAUCAUACUUUUUGGAUAGACAGAUUUUAUCACAUGCUUAUUUAGGGUUAACUCUCUUAUUAUUUGUAUUUUUUUGAGGAGGUGGUGAGUUUUGGAAUGAAACCCUUUUCAAAUCAAAGAAUAUAAAUAGAAAUAUAUACGUGUCUGUACAGAUGUUGACAAAGUAUGUCGUAUAUUACUCGUCUUUUCUUUCCAUGAGCAAGAAGAAAAUGAUCUUAAGCGCCUUUCAAUACUUCCAAUACUGUACAUGGAAACAAGUAAUUGCCUUUGGCAACAUUGUAGUCUACUACUGUAUGCAUCACUGAGUAGGAAUGUUGUAUGGUUUGCACUUUGUAUAGAGAAAGUAGUUUUCUUUGACCCAGAACAUUCAUAUUUAUAGAGAUAUAUAGAUACACACUAACUUAACGAUGUCAUGAUCUCAUGGGAAUGUGUUCAUGAUUUAGACAUGUUGUAAAGUGGUGUGAACAGGCCUUAGACUUGAAAUGGUAAAAGGGUACAUUCAUCUCAAUGUUUUAGGGGUCAUAUAUGUUAAAAAAACAAAAAGGCUCCUUCACUCCACCUGGUGCUGUAACAGACUAAUGCUCCUCUAGCAACAAUUAUUCAAUGGAAAAAACUUCCAAUGCUGAUGUUGAAAACUGUGACCACACACUUCAGUGAAAGUCGGCAGCAUUUCUCCUAACUUGUGGUACCUCAUAGGAGAGUAAUAAUACUUUUCACAUUGUUUUCUUCAUCAGGCUGAAAGUGAAAAUCAAUAAUGAGCCAUUUCAUGAAUCCUAGAACUACCUUGAUACACGUCCUUGAGUUUGUCCUAAUAUGAACGUGCUGGCUGACUUCUCUGCAUGGGUGUAUUUACGGCAGCUGUCAUGACUCUGGCUGGUCUCGUUGGGAACAAUCGUCUUUAUUAACAACUGCAAUAUUCAUGACAUGAGAUACCAGCAUAGAGUCUGUUUUUAUUGAGUGAAUGUGUUAACGCUAAUCUAAUCCGAGCAUUAGUACGUUUUUACUUAACACAUGAACAUUUUCUAUCUCAGCUGUUUCUCUGUAGCAUCUUCCAGGUUUACAUCAGUUCUCAGAUGGUUUCUGAGGAAAUUCCACCCUGAGUAGGGUUUAUUGUUUGUUAUUUUGAUGGCCUGAGCAGGGUUUGAGCAAACAAGGCAGCCUUCAUUUCCAACCACAAGUUUUCAGACUUCAUCUCAUUUAGUUUAAAAAAAACGAAAAAGCUUUGUGGGAAACGACAUGAUAUGUCAUGUUUUGGGGUGGAUAGCAUGAUUAAAAAAAGAAGCUAAAUUGUGACUUCUGUUUCAUUGAUAUUAAAUAUCAAAGCCAAAGAAAAAACAGAACUGAACACAGGGUAAUUAUAGAUUAUGUUUCCUGUUUUUUUUUACUCCAAAAUCAAGUCAAGCAAACUUGAAACCAGAGCCUGAAAUCUGACAUUUAGAGGAAAUAAAAAAGUUCUCCAUUGGCUUCUAAAAACAUCGAUAUAGCCAAAGAAUGAACGUAUCUUUGUGCCCUUCAAUGACUUUACACAGUGUGCUGCCUGUAACUUCAGACUAGGAAUCAUCUGCUGUGAUGUUUCUGUCUGCACACUUCUCAUGUAGGAGCUCUGUUUUCUCUGCGGGACUCUUUUCUUUUUUUUUUUUUUCUUUUUUUUUUAAACAGCAGACCGAAAAGAGCGGCUACAUUGCUCAAGCCCUCAUCGACCAUUAAAAUAACACGGUGAUGUUUUAAAAGUGGUGGGUUUUCCCCUUUAGCUGCUCUUUUCUACUUUUCAUUGUAAUCUAUCAGGAACCUAUGCAUGGCACUUUGGAUCAAGGCAGGACCAUUUAAAAAAAAAAAAAAAAAAAAAAUGCUUUUAGCAUCUCUUUUUGUUGUUUCGUCUUUUAAGCUAAGCAUUUAGGAUGUGGUGGCUUGUGUACAUUUUUGAACAUCUGCUCCUCCUCUUGCUUCAGAAGAUGUUUCAUGGACUUAUCCAUUCUCUAAGGGUAGAGCAGUAGGACGUUAGGCCCCACACUUUACAGUUUGCAAUGUGAGUCACAAUGUUAUUUUUUUUAGCAAAACUUAACUUUAUAUGAGCAAAUGACAGGAUUCUUUUUCUGAACGCUGCAUAUGCAUUCAUAACAAUCGUUUCCAUGGCUACCAUAUUGCCUGCAUAACUGUUUUGUAUAUGUUCAGCUCAUUCAUGAGCUGAAGUCUGCAGCACAGAUGGUGUAAAAAAGUUCAAUGUAUAUAAUUUGAAUGUCUACAGUUUCACUUCGGUCCUGUUUUAAGUAACAGGAGCCUCCGGGUGUUUACACACAAAACAUCACACUUUAAGACGCGCAUGGGCGACAUAGUAGUUGUAGAGCUAUAAUCCUGUUUUAUAAUAUUCAGCAAUUAGACUUUAGGAGCAAUAGCUUCUAAAUACAGAAACAAAACAUGGCUGACUCAUUGAAUUGCAGACAACUACCGUACUCAUUAUGACCCGUGUGUCCGCAACUGUUGACAAACAGCGCAAACACGAUGUCAGAAUCAACACAUCCUGUCAAAGAGAAAGAAUCACCAUCUUCACAGAAUAGAUUUAGCACCCUAGCUUUCUUCACUGCACUUACAGUCUGUUAUUUUUUAUUUGUCGUCAGAGAACAGAAUUAAGAUUAUAUGAUUAUGGGAUGCAGUAUCGCAUGAAAACGCUAAUGCAUGUACUUCAUUAACUAUGCAAGCCUGUGCCGCUGUAAAGUAGAAAAAAAAAAAUAGCUGAGCGUAGACGGUGUAUUCAAUCGUUUAAUUUGCACACCAUUCAUCUAUUUAGACCCUUUAGUACAGAAUACUCUCUGUACAGUAAAAGCAUUACACUUAUAAAGAAUGCCUAUAUAAAGAUCGCUUUGAACAUUCAACCAUUUUUUAACGUUUCAAUUUAGUUUCCUCUUAUUUUAGGAUUGAAUUCUGCUGAUCUGUGCUCUCUGGGUGCUCCUACCACAACCUGCUGGGUUACUGUUUUUCUUUUUUUUUAGGAUCAGAUGUUUAAUACUUACAGUUGUACACCAGCAGUCAACACUAUACAUGUCAUUCAUCUCUCUGUGGUUCCUGAAUAGCCUCACGUAUGUUGUGGAAAAAAGCCUUCCAUUGAUUCACUCUUGUGAUACGUUUGUGACGCCCUGUUGAAAUGUUCUCUGCUGCGUCAAAGAUGUGGCCAGUUACUUAUAUAAAGGCAAUGCAAAUAAUUCAAAUAUAUAUAUAUAGAUAUACAAUACAGCUAAAUGCAAUAAAGAGAGAUAGUACGUUUGUAGUUUUAUAUGACAGUAAGUGAUGAAAAAUGGCAUUAAAAUGUAAAUGUUCAGUUGUUUUUUUAGUAUUUAUGUCACAUCAUUCAUUUAAACCAUGAUGUGAAUUUUAUUCUUUUAUAUUCCCAGCAGUCUGUUUAUCAGCAAACGAAAGGCAACUUCCUUACAUGCUGUAAAAGCUGCACCGCUCCGUGUUUCUGAUAACCACAUCAAUCAGUGCACUCGUUAAAAUGCAUACAGGUCUCCCUGCAGAAGUUAAUUAAGAUUACAGAGUUCCUGUUGUUGUUGUUGUUGCUGUCGUCGUGACACAGCUGUUUUUGUUUUGUCGCUAACAAAGUCAAAGAAAGUUCCACGCUCUAAAGAGGAAACCAUAAAUUAAUGUAAUGAUCUGCAACGUUUCUGCUCUGGCAUUUUACCACCGAAUCAAGGUUUUUAACAACCCCAGAAACUCGGACUACAACAUCCUACUGGUUAACAGCAGCUCUUAAAAAGUGUCUUCAUUUGUCAUUUAGUUUUGGACUUUGGUAACACUUUCAAUUAAGGUCACAAUAUUCCCCAUUAUCUACAGUAGUUGCUUGUUAGCCUGCUAACUGUUAUCAUACUGACUGCCUAUUAGUCAUUAUUAAGCACUUAUUUCUACCUUAUUCUUUAUAAGCAGUGCUUCUCAACUGGUCUAGCCUCGGGAUCAACUACCAACUCCCUUUUGAAAAUUGCCACCCAAAUUUUGGAUACUUUUCAACCAAUCAGAUUGAGUUAAUAAUAAUUUGUACAGUUUGGACCUCAGACAGUCAUUAACUAAGAGUUUCCUCUUAUUACUACUCAUUGAUAGUAAGUUAGGAAGUCGUUGAACAUGAUUCUAAUAUUCUUUUGCUUACUUUUACCUUAUAAAGGCUGUACUAAGCAAAGCAUAUUAAGAUCAUAAUCUAUGGUCAACAACUUCAUAACUUACUCUCUAAAGACAGUUAUUAGGAAGGCAAACUCUUAGUUAAUGACCUAGUACUUAUGGUCAUAUAGAAUAAGGUAUAAAUACGCACUUAUUAAUGACUAAUAAGCAACACCUGUAGUUAAUGGUGAGUAUUGUGACCUGAAUUUAAAGAGUUACCCUGACUUUGUUUCAGGGUUAGAUAUAUAAGACUUUUAGUGGUAUUUUUUUAACACUACAAACAGAUGAUGCGGAGACGUUUCCGAAGCCUUAAGCCAGGAGAAUUGUAAUGAAAGUGUCGAUAUUUUUUUUUAAUGAUACUAAGGAGCUGUGUAAUGAAUGAAUGCCAUGACUCUCAUUUACAGCUCCUAAAGCAAACAAUGAACACUACAGUGCUAAAUGAUUAGCAUGCCUCCCCAUUUAACUUUUUGUCUUUGACUUAUGACUUUUUUUUUUUUUUUUUUUUUUUUAAACCAUCAUUUGUAAUGUCUUUUGUAAAGUCCUGUUUGUUGCAUUCAUUAAGAGUUUUACUGUAUUCAUGUUUGUGAGCUUCACGGGGUUGUUUUGUACAUCUGCAAAGUCUGGAUGGGCCCUAAUGUUUCUAUUUUGAUUUCUUAUUAUAUUUUUUACAUGUAAGCCUUUAUUCCAGUGCUCGCCUCUUUUGACUUCUAGGAGUUUAAGACUCUGUCUGAGUCUUGUAUGUUAAUUUAUUUCUUUUUUUUAUCAUCAUUUAUGCACUUUUUUUUAAAUGUUUCUUUGGAUUUCUCUAAAAGGACAAAUGUGUACAUACUUUGUUGUUUUACCCAUGCAAGUACAAUUAAAAACAAAUCUGAUUAAAAAAAAAUAUUGAAACAGUUAA